UUGUGUCUGGAUGCAGCCCUGGAGCGGGGUGCAGGGCUUUCCUCAGAGGGCGCUGUGUGAGGGAGGGAGUGUGUGUCUGAGGGGGAGCGUGUGUGCGUGUCUGUGCUAGAGUCGACCCCGGGCCCGGACCUCCCGCCUCCCGCUGUCAGCAGCUCCUGCGGCUCCAGGCGCGGCGGCGGCGGCAGAGGCAGCGGGCUCGGCCCCCGCACAUGCCGCCGGCCCCCGACGGGGGCUGCCCCCAGGCCGCGGUCCUCCUCGCCCUCCCUAAUCGCCGACCCCCCGCGGGCCAGGCCGCCCCUAGGCCCGGUCCCUCUGCCAAACUUUGCAAAGUCGGGCCCGCGUCCCCCUCGCCCUUGGUCGUUCCCGGGUUCGGCGGCGGCGACAGCCCCGAGAGCAGCAGCAGCCCCAGCGGCGGCGGCGAGAGAAGGAGGCGGCGGCGGCAGCAGCAUCAAAGAAACGCGAUUCCCGCUGCCUGGGGGGGAGUCAUGCUUUGCAGUCUGUAAUGUCAGCAGAACAGGAGAAGGAUCCCAUUGCGCUGAAGAGAGUUCGAGGUGGUGACAGUGGACUGGAUGGGUUAGGAGGACCAGGUGUACAACUUGGAAGCCCAGAUAAGAAAAAGCGGAAAACAAAUACCCAGGGGCCUUCUUUUCCUCCACUGUCUGAAUAUGCCCCACCACCAAAUCCGAAUGCUGACCAUCUAGUAGCAGCUAAUCCGUUUGAUGACAAUUAUAAUACCAUUUCCUAUAAGCCUUUACCUUCAUCAAAUCCAUAUCUUAGCCCCGGUUAUCCUGGAUUUGGAGGCUACGGCUCAUUCAGAAUGCCACCUCAUGUACCUCCAAGAAUGUCAUCCCCAUACUGUGGUCCUUACUCACUUAGGAACCAGCCACAUCCAUUUCCUCAAAAUCCUUUAGGCAUUGGUUUUAAUCGACCUCAUGCUUUUAACUUUGGGCCACAUGAUAAUUCAGGUUUUGGAAAUCCAGCAUAUAAUAGUCCAAUAAGUCAGAAUGUUAAUAUGUCUAAUCAACAUUUUAGACAAAAUCCUGGUGAAAACUUCAAUCAGAUUCCUCCACAGAAUGCCAGCCAAGUAUCCAAUCCAGACUUGGCUUCUAAUUUUGUCCCUGGAAAUAAUCCAAAUUUUACCUCCCAAUUAGAAUCAAAUCAUUCAUUUAUCCCUCCACCAAACACUUUUGGUCAAACAAAAGCACCCCCACAAAAACAAGACUUUAGUCAAGGAGCAACUAAAAGCACUAAUCAGAAUUCUUCUGCCCAUCCCCCUCAUCUCAAUAUGGAUGAAACUGUAAACCAGGGCAAUAUUGACUUGAAAAAUGUUAGUCGAAACAAUACAGUAAAUCAAGAAAGCAACCGCUCCAACAGCACUGAUAAUGCAAACAGCAGUCAUGCAAAUGGAACUCAGAAUAAGCCCCGUCAGCCCAGAGUUACAGCUGAUGGGUGUAACUCUGAAAAGAGCAACAAAACCACUCUCCACCCUAGUCGACAUGGCCAUUCAUCAUCAGACCCAGUAUAUCCUUGUGGCAUUUGUACAAAUGAAGUGAAUGAUGAUCAGGAUGCCAUCUUAUGUGAGGCUUCAUGCCAGAAGUGGUUCCACCGGAUCUGUACAGGGAUGACUGAAACUGCUUAUGGCCUCCUGACUGCAGAAGCUUCAGCAGUAUGGGGUUGUGAUACUUGCAUGGCUGACAAAGAUGUACAGUUAAUGCGCACGAGAGAAACUUUUGGACCACCUGCAGUGGGCUCUGAUGGGUAAUCAGUUUUUUAGAAUAGUUUUUUUUCAUUGCUAUUACAUAGGAUCUUAACAUUUCACAUUACAGAAAAAAAACCCAAUUAUUUAUCCUUUAGUUUUUAAAAUAUUUAGCUUCAUUACUACUGUAAAUUUUGUAAAGUAAUAAAAGCCUCUUUAAUCUUCAAAACAAUCUGCUAAAAUUUAGAUUGGUUACAUAUAGGUUGUAAUUAUUAAAAAAAACAACAACCCAGAAUUAGUGAAUCCAAAUGUAUUUUUUAAUGGAAUAAACUGUACCAAAGUACUGAACUUUGAAUAUACCAUAUAAAACAGAAUUUAGCAUCCCCUUUUCUUAGGGUCCAUUUAGCUUGUUUUAAGAAUAUUUUGUGUUUAAGUGAAACACAAAUGGGAAACACUAAGGUAUUAUAACUUUUUAAGCAAACAAUACCAGAUUUUUCCAGCUAUCUCAAUUUUAUUUACCUUCACAUUUGAAAAUAUUCCUUGUCAGUGCAUUAUCUAUGUAUGUUGCAGUUAGGAAGAUGCUGUACACAUAUAGUAGGAACUUAAUUCUGGUCUGUUUUUUCUGUUUGACUUUAGUUAGAGGUAAGUACUGAAAAUUCUCAAAAGCUGUGGUAAAUAACACAUACAUAUUUUUAGGAAGUUUAAAAAUAGAUGAACCCCAAAUCUGGGUAGAUAGCAUUUUGUGAAAAUUAGCACUUAAUAAUGCAGGUUAAACCAUAGUCCUUUUUUCUUUUCCUGCCAUUUGGUAGUCAGUAAUAUGUAAAAUUCCUAAUUUGUCUACAUUGUAUUUUUGUUGGAAAUAUGUAAUUGCUGUAAACUUUUAAUCAAUCAACUUAGCUGAUUACAUUUUUUUUUUUUUUUGGCUUUUGUGUGAAGAUUUUAAAAAAUGAUUCAUUGCAUGUGGUAUUUCUACUCUUAGAAUGAGAUCGUAAUUUCUUCUGUUUGCAUAAAAUGUACAAAGCUGGAUAGAUCCUGUGAAUAAAGCAUUUCAAUGUUUGUUCUCAGGAGUCCACUUAACAUUCUAAAGGAUAAUAUUUGAGUUAUAUUCUGUGCUUAAAUUGAUUCUGCAUUUCCUUUAGCUCUUUACUUAGAAUUACACUACUCUUUAUGAUGUGCAGCCAGCUAUUUUUAUGAAAAUAAAAUAAAUUUACCUCUCCCAAACAAAUUUAAAGAUAAUUGGUUUGUAACAUUCUUUUCUCAUGCUCCAUUUUCAUAUAGAAGUUAUGUACUUGUAAUCAAGAGGGUUUUCAUUCAAAUAUUUAGGCUUGCAACAACAUUAGUAAAUAUUAUCUUGUAAAUAUUGAAAUGAAAACCACAUGUACUUGAUUUUGACAAUGUAUUUACCAUAUCUGAAUUGUAUAUUAAUAGUUGAAUGUUUUUGUAUGUUUAGAUCAGUAGUACUUUUAGUAUGUUCCUAUACUUAACUGUUCUUGGAAAGACAAGCUAUUGCCAAAUACCAAUAGAUUGGCUCAGUUUGACCAAAAAGGGAUUGAAUUCAUCAAAAAAAAAAAAAAAAUAUAUAUAUAUAUAUAUAUAAUCUUAUCUGGAUAGUGGUAGACUGUCCUGGAAGUAUUAGAAUUUGUAAUGAAAAGAUUUGCACAAAGGCAUGCCAUAUAAAUUCUCCAGCAUCACAGAUCUUUGUCUGAUGCAAUACCCUUUGCAUUCUUGGAAGGUUUCUUUUGUAACAAGAAAAAGUUUUUGAGCAAAAAAAAAUCUUAAAAAUUUUUCUAUCCAGGCUUGGAAGCCCUGUCCUUGUUCCACUUGGCUAAAAAUGUCGAGGCCUUUUAAAAAGGCUGUGUUAAUAGUGGAAAUUUUCACAAUGGCAAUUCCUCUACCAAAACUUAUCAUGAGGUUUUGUCUUGGUAUAUCACUGGAGUUCCUAUUAUGUUGGUUAUAAAGAUUUUGCAGAUUCACUAGAAUAGAAUUAGCGUAGUUUGUACAGAAAAAUAAAUUGUGCUUAUCAGUUAAGAGUGCUUAGAAUUAGAUCUGUUCUGAUUUUUACAUUAAAUUGUGUGAUAUUUUAAAAAGCAUUUCUAAAGAGUUAUUGUCAAAAUUAGAAUAAUUGUGUAAAUAAAACUGGACAUUUUCUUGGCUAGUGAUUGUUCUGCAUAGAUGACAAAAUAGCAUAUAAAGAAAUCUAGUGUUUUUUUAAAAGCUUCCAACACUGCCCAAUAAAAUGAUCUCCUUAACAGUGUGCUUUAACCUUGACUAUUGAUUUUAAUCCCAGGUAAAAAAAAAAUAUCAAGAAUCUUCAUCUACUAAUCUUUUGAAUUUGUCUUGCACACAUUAAAAUAGCUGAUGUGUAUUAUGUCCUUUACUUUGUUAACUAUUUUGUAAUUAAUAUUGAAAUAAUAUAUAAACAAUGAUUAUUUUUGGAGGCAGCUGAAGAGGCUUUAGAUUUCUUUUGCUAGUGUAAAAAGGCAUGAAAAAAAAACCUAUACAAUUUUAGAUUUUUUUUCAUUUAAAGGAUACAGGCAAGUCCUUUUACAAAUGUGGUAUAUUUUUUAAAAAUUAGUAAAUUUGGAACUCAAAACACAUUUUGCCAUAGAAAUAAUAUCUAUAAGAAGUGGUUAGGUUUCUAGGCUAGCCCAUAAAAGUCUAAUUAAUUCAUAUUGUAGCUGAAUUACAGUGUAACCUGACCUCUGGGUCUUUGAGGCAGGGGCUCAAUGGCCCAUAGAAGAGGGAGGAUAUGGAAAGAGGAAAACAGGGUCGUUCCUACCCCUUUCCUGGUACAGGGUCAGCCUCAGGCAGAGUUUUUAAGUAAAUAAAAUUUUGUCUUCUGUUGCCUUUAUAUUUUUGUUUCUGCAUUUCAAUCUUACAUAUUGCCUCUUCUCUGCAGAUCCCUAGAUUUCCUCAUGCUGUCCCAACCACUCCCCGAUAGGAUCAUAUCUCAACCCUACCUUCCUCAAAGCUCUCUAUUACCAAUCUCGCAUUUAAUCUAAACAUCCAUUCCUUUAAUCUAACUAAUCUAGCUAGUUUCAUCUAGCUUUUAGGAGGAAAACAAGCUGGUUGUUGUGUCUAUGGCUUUUUUAGGAUGCUGACAUCUUGGCCACAUACAUACAUACCUGUUAAGCUCUUCAACCAGCCUUAGCACUGACCUUUCCCUCCCUUUUACCUCUCCCUUUACUCCCAAAACUUUGGGUAUAGAAACUGUUAAUCAAUAGCUAUGGCUCAUUUAAUCUAUUCUACAUGCCAAUGGCUAAUAGCUACCAAUAGAAUGCUUUUUAACCCAAAUGAAUUUCUAAUUGGUGGGAUCUCAAGGAAUGUUACAAACUGAAAUGAAAAAAUAUGCAGCAUGAGGAGUGUUGGUGAGGUAUUUUGGAAUAGCCUGGGAUCAGUUUUCCUAACUAUUCUUCUUUUUUAAAAUUUCUUUUUUCUAUUCUUCUAAACCCAUAGUUGUUGUUGUUUUAAUUUCUAAGUUUUUUUCACAACUUUGAAAAACCCCACUCAAUAUCAUCUGGUCAUCUGGAUGACAUACUUUUGCCUGUUUAAUUGUCCAGUGAUAGGUAAAUAGUACCUUCUAUUUGAUGUGGGGUGGACUUUAGGGACAGGGGAUCCUGUCUCAAAAGGUAGAGGGGAAGAUAUUGAAUAAGCUAUUUUGAUGUAAAGGUCACUCAUAAGAAAGGCUUCAAAAGUUGAAGACUCUAAUUUUAAAGUUUCUACAAAAAUAGUAUGUCUUUUUUAUUUUUCUCAUUCUUGUUAGUAACACUAUCUCUAGUUAUAUUUAAAGGACUUCAUCUUCACUUACCAGUACUUUUCAUGUUAUAUAGAUGAUGUUGCCUGCUAGUCAAAAUGUUAUCUUUUAUAAAAG
Messenger RNA from Sarcophilus harrisii (Tasmanian devil), 5567 nucleotides. RefSeq names its product pygopus family PHD finger 1 (gene PYGO1). The record is from RefSeq and is a predicted model, not a curated record. The coding region runs from base 503 to 1762 and encodes 419 amino acids. Lineage: Eukaryota; Metazoa; Chordata; Mammalia; Dasyuromorphia; Dasyuridae. The transcript has 3 exons.